CUAAAAUGGCGUCCCCUGUAUCUAUAGGAGACGCGAUACUCCUCUCCAAAUUGGCUUACCGGCUAGCUCACACGCUUACCAUAGGGCGCAAACAAGCACCAGCAAAUAUCAAAAAGGUUCAAGACCAGCUACAUUCGUUAGGCAGCGCCCUAAAGUCCGUGGCACAACUCAAGACCCAAAGUUCUACGCAUGAAGAUCCAGGAGUUCCUAAAGCGCAACAUGCACUCAACGCAGGAUCGGACGACCAUGCUCUCGAAGAGGUAAUUCAAAGCUGUCGAUUGACGCUAGGUGAGCUGGAGGAAUUGAUAAAGAAAUACGAUGCGGUCUCCGAAGAGCAUUUGCCAAGAACCAGUGAGGAUUUGGCGACCGAAAGAUGGAAAAAUAGCCUCAAGAUCAAUUGGAAGAAGAUUAGGUGGACAAUGGAAGGCGAGGAGCUAGAUGACAUCAGGAAGAGGUUGAACGUGCACAUUGCAGCCCUAAAUCUCCUGGUCGUAGGCCGAAACAGUUCGCAGAUAGACUCCAUGCAGGAAUACGUCCAUGAAAUGCAUGGUAUGUUGAAGGAUGUUCAUGGAUGGUUCGAUAAAAACCUCAAAGGUCGUCAGAACGCAGCGAAUUCACACAAUGUGGGGGCCCAAGGGUCAGAGCCAGAACUAUCAAGCCCGACAUUCAGAGUUUCGGCAAAGCACAAUCUGGGAACUGGUUCUGUCAUUCUAUGCCCACAAGCUUGGUUUCGAGAGGGAUGGACUUAUGCUAUCGCUGGAACUGAUCGAGGUCUUAGCGGCGUGUUUCAGUGCUAUUGUACGCGACCAGCGGGGUUGCAAGGCCGAAGUCCUCACGCUGACAACCUGCGAUGUUCUUUACUUCCCAUUAGUCUGCUGGUGCAGCUCGCAGGCACGGAACGAACGUGGCACAUGUUUUGCGACGCAAAUGGCCUGACAUCUUUUAACAUUACAGAUGUUUCGGGCGAUGUGUUAAGCAAGUUCCAGCAAGAAGUUGAUCUGCUGGCUGAUGCACAAGCAAUGCGGUCUCUUACCCUCAACUCAAGCACAUCGUUUGUGUGCCACUCCAAGCAGAAAGACGACCUUGUUUCGUCCGUUUUAGAUUCAAAAAGUGAUAUGUCUCCUUUCCAAGGGUCUGUAUCGGCUGUGAACUUCCACUCCAAUGGUCGGCACUUCACUCAGUAUUCAGUUGAUGCUAUCCAAACUUUGCACUACCGAUUGAAUCGUCGGCAAGAAGCAGGAAACAAGGAAUAUGAGGCACUAAACCUUUUACACCAGAACCACUCCGAAUUGGUUCUAUACAUAUCGUCUGACAGCAAUGGAGAAUCGAGACUGACUAUUCGAAUGAAUAGAACAACAAGAUGUGAGCUGGCAAACGCCUCUAAAACCGUGAUAGUCUUCGAGGCACCAUGUCAAACAGAAGAUGCAGGAGGAGCAAAAGAUAUCGUACAUUGCGACAAGAUAGAGAUUGAGUGUAUCACAGAGAAUUGCAGGUACACUUCAAAGCUUUCGAUGAUUUUGGCUGACGCAAGAAAAGUGGCCCGAAAACUAUUCUCGCUGCUCCAAUCGGUCGUACAAGAAUCACAAAUCCACUACUUGCAAGGCCCUCGAUAUGGCGAAGAAGUCGUAGCGGAAAGGGUUUGCCCUGAUUUAUUGAUCGACCAGACAUAUCUGAGCAGCCCGAAAGCACGAGUAGCGUUCGACCCAGAAUCAAAGUUGCAUAGGUUGAUUCUGCAGGGUAACUCGUUAGCGACAUCAAUUACCAUGGAACUUCCAGACGCUUUCCUGAAAAAUAUAGAGAAUGGGAUAACAAAUGAAGCGGCGCCACAGCUUGAAGCCAGUUUCGUUCAACACGGGUUAGAAAGUACUACUGUAGAAACUCGAAUCGCUCGGUUUCCAAUGGAGUUACUCGCGGCGCCCACUGAGAGCAUGAACAGAAUGCACUUGGACGAUUAA
This is a messenger RNA of Periconia digitata, 1955 nucleotides long. The record is from the annotation of a GenBank genome assembly. Lineage: Eukaryota; Fungi; Ascomycota; Dothideomycetes; Pleosporales; Periconiaceae.